Molecule: messenger RNA, 6836 nt
Organism: Xenopus laevis (African clawed frog)
Lineage: Eukaryota; Metazoa; Chordata; Amphibia; Anura; Pipidae
Gene: pde11a.S
Product: phosphodiesterase 11A S homeolog
Exons: 20
Coding region: 343-3063 (906 amino acids)
Biological process (GO): signal transduction
Cellular component (GO): cytosol
Molecular function (GO): metal ion binding; 3',5'-cyclic-GMP phosphodiesterase activity; 3',5'-cyclic-AMP phosphodiesterase activity
Source: RefSeq, a predicted model, not a curated record
GCGAUCGCGGGGAGAGAGAGCAGAACUGGAUUUCUAUCCCCACUCCCUGUGCUCUUUACAUGGCACCGUAGGAAAUCCUUAUGUUCCCUUUUGGAGAUCCCCCUCUCUCUCUCUCUGUUCGCUGCAAGAAGCCGUGGAAGGAAGAUGAAGAAAGUCAUUCCAUGUUAAAUGUUUCCUUAUAUUUAUUUAAUUGGUUCUAUAUUUAGCCUGUGUAUUGCUGGAUUGAAGGAGUGAGGGAAUCCCCCAGCGAUCAGUACAGCCGGAGAAGCCUGGGGAGAGGGAGGACAGGCCAUGCUGCUGCAAACUUGAGAGAGCUGUUCAUCCAGAGAGCUGACAUUGAGGAUGAUGAAACUAAGCCAACAGGGGUCCCCAGCAGAGAUGUCAGAGCCGGCACUGGACUUCUCCAAAGUGGAAAGUUUCUUGGACAAUCACCCAGAACUGUUUGAGGACUACUUGAUCAGGAAGGGCAAGCACCAAAUGUCGGAGAAGUGGUUGAGAAGGAACCAGUUGGCAAAAACGCCUUCCAGCUCCAGUGCUGAUGACAAGAGCAAAGACUGCUGGACCAACCGAGGGGAUGGCUUGCAGAGGAGGGCUUCUCAGAAAGAGCUGAGGAAAAGUUUUGCUAGGUCAAAGGCCAUCAAUGUUAACAGGACUUAUGAUGAACAUGUUAAUUCCAGAGCCCAGGAACCCCUGACCAGCAUGAGAAGGAGAGCUUUGCUGAGAAAGGCAAGCUCCCUCCCACCUACCACUGCACACAUUCUCAGUGCUCUUUUGGAAUCCAGGGUCAACAUCCCCCAGUACCCAUCAACUGCUAUUGACUACAUAUACUACUUAAAAGAGCACAACGAGAGAGCAUUUUUUCUAGAAUUGGUGAAGGAUAUCUCCAAUGAACUCAACCUCACCAGCCUAUGCUACAAAAUUCUGAUCUUUGUAUGCAUUAUGGUGGAUGCCGAUCGCUGCUCUCUUUUCUUGGUGGAAGGGACGGCUAACAAGAAGAGUUUGGUGUCCAAGUUUUUUGAUGUGCAUGCAGGGACCACUCUGCUGCCAUCAUGCAGUGUGGAGAACUCAAAUGAGGUUCAGGUGCCAUGGGGCAAAGGUAUUAUUGGGUAUGUAGCAGAGCAUGGAGAGACAGUUAACAUCCCUGAUGCUUACCAGGACAGGCGGUUCAGCGAUGAAAUAGACAAGCUGACUGGAUACAAGACCAAGUCUCUAUUGUGCAUGCCAAUUUGCAGCAGUGAUGGGGAGAUCAUAGGAGUUGCUCAGGCUAUAAACAAAACUCCUGGAGGUGCCCCGUUCAUCGAGGAUGAUGAAAAAGUAAUGCAGAUGUACCUGCCUUUCUGUGGUAUUGCAAUAUCUAAUGCUCAACUGUUUGCUGCUUCCAGAAAAGAAUAUGAUCGAAGCCGGGCUUUGCUGGAAGUGGUUAAUGACCUAUUUGAGGAACAGACAGAUCUGGAAAAGAUUGUUAAGAAAAUUAUGCAUCGGGCUCAGACCCUUCUAAAGUGUGAAAGCUGCUCUGUGUUGCUUCUGGAAGAUAUUGAGUCUCCGGUUGUCAAGUUCACAAAAUCUUUUGAACUACUUUCUCCAAAAUGCAGUGCGGAUACAGAGAACAGUUUCAAGGACAGUGUGGAGAAAUCAUCUUAUUCGGACUGGUUAGUAAAUAACAGCAUAGCCGAGCUAGUUGCCUCAACGGGUCUUCCAGUGAACAUCAGCGACGCAUAUCAGGACCCUCGCUUCGAUGUUGAAGCUGAUCAGUUUUCUGGGUUCCACAUCAGGUCAGUUUUAUGUGUCCCUAUAUGGAAUAGUAGCCAUCAAAUAAUAGGUGUAGCACAAGUGCUGAAUAGAAUAGAUGGGAAGCCUUUUGAUGAUGCAGAUCAAAGAUUAUUUGAAGCUUUUGUUAUCUUUUGUGGCCUUGGUAUUAACAAUACAAUAAUGUAUGAUCAAGUAAAGAAGUCAUGGGCAAAGCAAUCGGUGGCCCUAGAUGUACUUUCUUAUCAUGCAACCUGCUCAAAAGCUGAAGUUGAUAAAUUUAAGGCAGCCAACAUCCCUUUGGUGUCAGAACUUGCCAUCGCUGACAUUCAUUUUGAUGACUUCUCUCUUGAUGUUGAUGCCAUGAUUUCGGCCGCCCUGCGGAUGUUCAUGGAGCUGGGGAUGGUACAAAAAUUUAAAAUUGAUUAUGAGACCUUAUGCAGAUGGCUGCUAACAGUAAGGAAGAAUUAUCGCAUGGUCUUGUACCACAACUGGCGGCAUGCCUUUAAUGUGUGUCAGCUCAUGUUUGCUAUGUUAACUACAGCCGGGUUUCAAGAAGUUCUAUCAGAUACUGAAAUGCUGGCUUUGAUUGUGGGCUGCCUAUGUCAUGAUCUUGAUCACCGGGGAACCAAUAAUGCCUUCCAGGCCAAGAGUGGCUCAGCUUUGUCUCAGCUCUAUGGAACAUCGGCGACAUUGGAGCACCAUCAUUUUAAUCACGCUGUCAUGAUUCUUCAGAGCGAGGGGCACAACAUUUUUGCGAACUUGUCAUCACAGGAGUACAGUGACCUCAUGCAGCUGCUGAAGCAGUCUAUCCUGGCCACAGACAUCACUCUCCAUUUUGAAAGAAGAAAUGAGUUUUUUGAACUGGUCAAUAAAGGAGACUACAACUGGAAUGUUAAAAAUCACAGGGUUAUAUUCCGAUCCAUGUUAAUGACAGCAUGUGACCUUGGAGCUGCAACCAAGCCAUGGGAGAUUUCCAGACAGGUGGCUGAGUUGGUAACCAGUGAGUUCUUUGAACAAGGAGACCGUGAACGAUUAGAACUCAAACUGACACCUUCAGCCAUUUUUGACCGUAAUAGGAAAGAUGAGCUUCCUCGAUUACAGCUUGAAUGGAUUGAUAACAUUUGUUUUCCUCUCUAUGAGUCCCUAGUCAAGAUCAGUGGAAAGCUUAAGCCUAUGUUGGACUCUGUGACUACAAACAGAGGGAAGUGGGAAGAACUGCACCAAAAACAGUCCCAUGGAAAAUCUUCCUCCACCUCUUACCCUACUCCAGCUUCCUCCCCACAGCCAGCUAUAGAGUGUCUCUUAAAGACUUAAGCUUGCAAGUCAGCUGCUGCCAUGUAUAAGAAAUUACCUUAAAGGCUGUCAUCAGCUUAGCUGUUUAAUUAAGUUACUGCAGCCAUGCUUUUAUAGAUGGAGAAUAAUUCCCUUGGUCAUGGUUUGGCUUUCGCCUGGAAAUUCAGUCAACUAGAGCUUAAGGAAGAUGUAGCUGUGGUAACAAUGAAGCUGUAAAGAGGAGUCAUGAGGUAGACUUGGUGUCCAAGAGCACCUACUGUACUUCACCUGUUGAUGCUUUGCAACAUGUGCUACUUGUUGCUGGGCAAAGGAUGAAAUGCUGUUUUGAAGCUGAUGUUGAUGGACUACUGACUCGGCCCAAUUCAUACAGCACAGUUAUUACAAUGCACAAUGUUUUCAUUACAUUCAAUAUAAUUGCUCAGACUGAAUAAUGAAUAUUUUUAUUUAGUGUUUGAUUUUUUUUCCAUUUAAUUGUACAAAACGUUUGCCUGCCUGAUGUGGUGUUGUUUUUUUUUCCUCCUGUAAGUGCUUGCUUUAUGUUAAAAGGCUUCCAGUGAAUUCAGUUUGGCUCCAUUUGGCACCACCUAAAAUGAUAUCAGCGAAAUACUGCAAUGGUAGCUCAUUACCGCCCAAAGAGUAAAUACAAACUAUGCAGAAAAAUUCUACGACAUGCGAUAAAAAGCAUUAUUUUUUGUUCUACUGCUGUUUCAAUUUGGGGGCUUGAAGGUUCAUAGUGAAGGGAUAUUCCUUUCAAAAUUAGAAUCUCACCAUAGCACCAGUCUGAGCCCUUCUGUUCUUUGUUAUUCAUUGUAUAGGUGUAUUAAUCUUGAAUUUUCCCAAAUCGCUUCCAGAUGGAAAUUAUUGCAGAUGUAAUAACUGUUACAUGUCAACAACGGUUAAAUACUGAAGGGUCAGAGCAGCAUCAGACUAGACUUUUGACUACCUCCUUUUUUUCCUCCUAAUGGUUAUUUAUUGUAAAACUUGAUCUCUCAGACCCGAUGCAGCCAUGUUAACAAACAGGCCAAACAUCACAUUGAUGUAUAGCUAUUAAACCUUGUGUGUGUCAGGUCAACAGAGUUAAGUGUAUCCAGAUCUACAGCAGGUGACUCCAUGGCCAUUUUUCAUGAUCGUGAUUGUGAUUAUUUUAAAGGUUACCUACAAAGGAGGCUUCAAUUGCUUAAGCCUGAUGAUUUAUCACAUGUAUGCAAAACAGAGGCUUCCAUCAAAAAAGACUUAAAGCACAAUUACUAUAAACCUGCACAACAUUGCAUAGAUAGGCAUUUUUCACAACAAAUGAUCUUCUUGUAUUGUAGUUGCCCAGCAGAUAUGGGUCCCUAUGUAAACAAGACAAGAAUUGGCAAUUUCAAAAGGUUCUCAACAUGAGGGUACUCGGGUGAAGAGAAUCAUAAUGAACCCUAUUAAUAAAUCCAUCUUCUUCAGUCUGCCAGUUUUUUUUUUAGAAGUUUUGUGGAUAAAAACCAUGGCUGAAGUGAUAAAGAAUAGGAAAUAGUAGGAGGCUUAUGCUGUUGCUCAGACGCUUAAACCUAUUUUAUACAAGGCACAGAAGAUGUCUCUGUUAAUCCAUUUCAGUUGGAUUUGGAUUUGCACACAGUUGCCUGCAAUAGCAUUGCACUUUGAUUUUGCACUGGAGUUGUGACAAAGUCAGGCAGCAAUGAUAGCAGUGAUAGUAAUUGGUGUAACCCAUUUUCUUACCCUACAGUAUCUUGGCUCCUUUUUGUGGGUUAAUCUGUUGACUAAUGUUUUAACUAUAAAAAGUCUACCCACACUCUUCUUCCAUUAUUCAAUGUUGGGUGCUUGGUCAAAGAAGUAUUAUGUAGAAUUCAAAAUGGACAAGCACUGUAAUAAUUUUCAUCCUUGAUAACGGCCCCAAUGAGGGUGAAACAUUGGUUACACGAGUGAUGACUCAAUAAACACAUUUGUUUGAAGAUUAUUGGAGUACUGGUCCAUUUUGAAUCAUAUAUAUAUAUAUAUACUGUAUAUAUAUAUAUAUAGAUAUAGUUCAAAGCUGGUGCACCAGUCACUAAAUGGUAAUGCCUGGGUGCUGGUUAUAAUCAGUAAUCUAUACGCAAAAAAGAACCGCACACACAGGUCUUUUAGUGAAAACCAAAAAUUGUUCCUGAUGACGACUCGAGUCUAGGAGCCGAAAUGUCGUAAUAAAGCCAACAAUUUUUGUUUUUCACUAAAAGACCUGUGUGUGCGGUUCUUUUUUGCGUAUAUAUAUAUAGAUAUAUAUAUAUAUAUAUACGUUAAUAUCACUUGGCAAAUGCCUGCAGGGGGAGUAUGGGAGGGCCAGACAUACAGGAAACAUUCUGAAUGUUUAACCUAUUGUCCUAGAGCUGUAGUUCAACUACAACCCAGAUAGAUGCCCUGGCAACCCCAAAUUAUGAUUUGCCAAAAAUGUCAUUAGUCGUAAAUGGAGGCCUUUAUACUAGACUUGGCUUUUCGAUAUGGUGGAAUGCUGUAAACUCAUAACAAUAAAGCAGAUAUCUGUAAAAUAAAAGUACAGUACAUAAAGUUAUGUGUUUUAUGUUCUUAAAAAUAGUCACAUGGAGCCACUAAGACUAAACAUACAGUACGAAGGCACUGGAAACCCCUCAUAUAAACAAUUUUCUAUAUAAAAUGACAGAAAAAGCAGAUGAUCCAGUGGAGACAAGUAGGUGGCAAUGCUGGUAUCAUGAAACUGUUGGAUAAUUAUAACUCCGUUUCCUACUGUCUCCCUGUUAGUAACUGUGCUCAAUCAUUCCCAGGUAACCUAUUAAAAGAGUCAAAAAUGUUAGAAUACUAGCCAAUAAAACCUAGCAACUUUAAAAAAAAAAAUGCUUUCUUCACAUCUCAGGUACCCAUUCGGUUGUUGCUAAGAUUCUUAAGUCUUCUGCUCUUUUGUAUCAUUAAUACUCUUCCCUACUUGCUGUGCACUUCUUUUGUAUGGACAUGCACUCUGUGUUUAUUAAGGUUACCAGUUUUUAGAAAUCACAUACUGCAACCAGCAGUGCCUAGUUAAUUACGAAAUAUAGCUGUCUAUCACAAGUAUUGUGAUUUCAAUUUAUUGCUUCUGCCCCAUAACAUGGUAUUUCUUGAAUAAUUUUUAAUGAUGAUAAAGUUAAUUGCAAAGCUUAUUUUAAUUAUUAUUCCGCAUUCAGAACAUCGACAUGACUGCACCCCACAAAUAGUGCAUAUAGAUCGUAGAUAAACUUGUCAGCAACAAAUCGUCCUCUUUUUUAAGUGUUAAGCCAGCUUCAAGAGGUCAGAGGUUUAUUUUAGUGAUACACUAUUGAAUUCGAUUGUCCUCGAUACAUGCUUGUGCUGCUUGGGUUAACCUUUCUUUUUAUUCUUUUUUUUUUUUUUGCUUCUUAGUUUGGUUUAUGACCCUUAGAGAUUCAGUUUACAUGUCUGUUCCUGUCUGCAUGUUGCACAUUGCAUCUUAUACUUCUGUAACAAAUAGAGUUGUAGCCUUUGUUGAUGAGUAUAUGAACAUGUGCAUCUGUGUGUAUAUUUCUAUUCUGUAUACACAUGCACAACAUGCAUUCGCACAUAUGAAACCUGCACUUAUUUUUCUGUGUAACAUGAGUUCCAGGUCACUGUAUGGUCGUCAUUCCUAGGCCUGUCAUGUCAGUGUGUUUGUUUCCUUUCUGUAGGUUCAGUCAGCUGCCAUUUCUGUUCAGUUGUACUUUGUUCUAUUCAGUCUUGGUUUUGAUCAGCAUGUUUUUGGAAAUGACCUAGGUAUGCCCUUUUCUUUUUCUCACAGAAAUAAAGAAGAACCAUUCUUCACUGUA